AUGGAGACAACGCCGACAAGAGAUCUAGAACAUGGCAUGAAAGCCAUCACGGAGAAGUUCUUGAGGGCCUACCUCGACGCGAGCCAGCAGAACGACCCAACAGUGUUCUCUGCGACGCUCACAAGCGACUGCCGCCGGUAUAUCGGGCCUCCCAUCUUUCUCGCCACGAUGGGCCUCCCGGAAGGCUUUUCAUUCACCAACACCGAGUAUGAGGAUCUCUCACGCAAGGAUAUGGCUAUCUGGACUAUCACAUCGUGGAGGGCUAGGAACAUCACUGUAGAUGUUGCCAAUCGAAAAUCAGCAGCAACCUCAGAGUAUGUCGGCUCAUUGAGCGACGGGACAAGUUUCAGCAGGAACCUUGCGUGGUUUCUUGACUUUAACGAGGACGGGAGCCAGAUAACGCGCAUCUAUCAGUUGAAUGAUACACAGGAGGCAAAGGAUUUUCGGCUCAAGGUAGAGGCGCUGCAGGCCCAAGAUAAAGCAUAA
Messenger RNA from Clonostachys rhizophaga, 486 nucleotides. Lineage: Eukaryota; Fungi; Ascomycota; Sordariomycetes; Hypocreales; Bionectriaceae. The record is from the annotation of a GenBank genome assembly.